AGCCUACAUUUUUAUAACACCAGCCACAUUGUCCCCUUCUCUGUCCCUCUCUCUCGUCUUCUCGUUCUUCUCUGUCCUCAUAUCAGUAUUGUCCUCAUUCCCUCUCAGUCUACCACACUGUCACCUUCUGUUUUCUUUCUGUAUGUUUAUCAUGUACAAUACAUCUACUAGUACAUUGUCUCCUCUUGUAGGUGACUUAUAAGGAGACUGAUCUACACCCAGCUGAGAGUCCUGGGGGUCUCGGCGGUUGCACAGGAUGUGCACUGCGACAGGAACGGACAGCAGGAAAAGCUGCUGGUCAUUCACAGGAAGCGCAAAGAAUGCGAAGGCGCUCGGGGAAGUGGGCCUCUCUCCACUCUUCCCCGCUCGUCACUCUCCACUCUCCAGCUCCCAUUGUCAAGAUGAGAGCUCCGCGGGAAUCCACCGUCUCGUCUCCUGCCAUCCAUAAAUAUAUCAAGCCCCCGUCAGGCAGACGUGAAUCACAGCCCUAUCAAACGAAAAACAAAAAAAAAAUAUUAAUUACAAAGACCCCCUUAACUCUUCCCAGAGGGCAGCUGUGGUCUGCCAACGAGCUUGCUGCUGAUCAGAGCUCUGUUCUGUUUAGAAACGGCACUGGGCGGGUAUGGUUCUGCCACCCUCGAGUGGGCACUAAGUGGCGGAGUGACUCACACACGGGGGAGACGGAACACAAUCGCCUCGGCGACCGUACACAGACGAGGGGGGAAAGCGUGUAUACCGGGAGAUAUUUACAUACAGUCAGCCAGGCUUCCUGUCUUUGUCAAGCGAGGGAGCAUUUUUUUCUCGUGACCCAUUGAUGUAAGAUCUACUCUUUCCUGUGCAGAGAGAAAAGAGAGCACUAGGAUGGGAGGGGGGCGGUCGAGUGGUAGACAAGAAAUGCCCUAUGAUUACAAUAGCCACCAAAACAGGACAGAAAGCUAAUGUUUAAAUUUAGGCUCUCCCACAUCAUGGCUUUCAGAGAUGAGGGCUCAAAAAUCUGUCGGGCUCCCUAUAGUGUGAGGAUUUCCUGGGUAUAUUCCAAAUUUGACCCAUGAAAGCUUAUCACACCAUACAGAUUCCCCAGAUGGACCAAGACACUAAAACAAAGGUGUUUUAAGUUCCAGCCAUUUUAUAUGGGAGUAAAUUGCUAUUAUACUGAAUGUAUAAAGAUAUACUGCUCAAAACCAAAUGAGGGGUGGUAAAUGUUAUAAAAAAAAACAAAAAAAAAAACAAUUAAAGACAGAUGGAAACGUUUUGCCUUCAUAUGGGGAAAAAAACAGUAGCAGAAAUGAACAAAAAAGUGUAAUGUUGGGAGGAAUUGGGCGUUGUACGAAGUUUAACGAACUGCGUGUGUAUGUGUGUGUGAGUGGCGCGCUUUGUCUGCGUGCGUGCGUCUCGCACACUAUCUCGGUGUCGGCGUCUGUUCAGGAUUUUGGGGCAAGAGUUCAACAGUUCCCCCGCACGGAGAAACCACUUUGGACUUAUUCUGUGGAGGUUUUGGAGGAUUCCGGGACGUUUGAAGAGAGACGGAGUUAGGAGGAAUGUGCACACUUCGAGAAGAACUAAGGAUUCACCGCGGAAUGUCUGCCGUAGUUUUUAUUGGGCUACAAACUUUUUUACGUAUACCCUAAGUGUAAUUCUGUCAAACAGGAGUAGUUUUGUUCUUCUCAUUUGGAACAUGUACUUUGGACGGAAUGACUUAAAGUUAUUCUGCUUGUGACUGGCAGGCAUGAUGGCCCACCUCGUUGUAAGCUGAUAUUACCUGUGCCAUGUGAAAGGAUGGACCAUCCAAGCAGCCCCACCUGUGAGAGCAGUGACCCGAAUGGCUUCGUGAACCGUGUGUUCAAUGUCUCCCUGGAUGUGGAGAAGGAAACAGGGAUCAUGCGGGUUCAGGAGGCCAAACCCGGGGAGCUCGAGGCAUCCUGUCCUUCAACUCCGGUGAAGGAGCACUCAGAGGCCAUCCGUCGGCCCAGGUCUACAGGCAUCUGGAAGAUUCUGAGCCGGCGGAGGGCCGCGUCGGACCUUGACCGCCGUCCGCACUCCAUGAUUCUUCCCGGCGAGGCGUCAAUCCCGAAGCUGUCCUUCAUGGACAAGGUGAGGUCUUUCAAGAAACUGAAAGCCCCGUCGUCUGUCUUCAAGGGCAAAGUGGGGAAGCUGUCUAGCUCCAAGCUCAACAGCUCACUCAGGGAUGAGCCCGAGGAGGAAGGCAGCAUCUGCCGAGACUUUCCCUCGCCACUGUACGCUCACAGGAACACACUCAGGAACCGUGGAAAGAGACACUCCUAUGCAGGUCACACCACUGACUUUGACGUCUCUUUUGAGGACUUUGACUUGACCCCCACUCCUGAGUAUGACCAAACGCCUGUAAAACAUGUAGCCAGCAACCACAAUGGCUGCAAGACGCUGGAGAGGGUUACAUACACCAAGAGGGCACAUCCACAUAUUUCAAACUGUAACAACUCCACGCUGACGAUCCCUGAGGAGAGGUGUGUGAAAGACAGUCCGAAGGUUUCAGCGGGGUCUAGAAGACACAAAGGCUCUGAGGUGUUGGGCUACUUGAAGAGGAUCUCCUUCAUGGGGAAAGGAGGUUCGGAGGUUCGGAGUUUCGAUUCCUUGCAAACGCUGGACAAGACCAUUGACUCAGAUUAUGGCUCUGUCGACUUUGAAUGUAUCAGAGAUUUUCAGCCAGGUCCGAGGCCCACAGGUGCUGAUGGCAAAAGUAGCCAUUUUGGUGGGCUGUUUCGCUUCUUCAACAGCGUGGCUGAGACUGCUCGUAAAUGGAGAAACUCAUCGAGGUCGUUCUCGCCGCCCGAGGGCGAGGGCUCACCUGCCGGCUCCCCGAAGUCGCAGAGGGCGCGGGACUUUGCCUAUGCUACGUCGCUGACCUUGAGGAGUGAGGACAAGGUCGAGUGUCUCUCACCUGGUUCUCACUUGUCUCCAGACGCCGGCCUUUGUGAAGUCUCACCUGCCAAGGUGGUGGUGGGCAGGUCGCCGCAGGUGAUCCUAAAGUCGUGGAGAGUGUACCCAGACUCGCCAGGUGGGAGCAGUCGCCCCUCUAACACCUCUGAGGGGUCAGGGUCAGGGUCGACUCUGACUCCGCUCAACUCCACACACACCUCGCUGGCAACCAUAGAGAACCAACAGAGGUGUGAUGUCACAGAGAGAGGCUCACUCUCUGAGGCAGAGGGCCAAUCAGAGGGCAUCUCCCCGGAGGCUGAGCUGGAUUCUAUGGAUGUACCAGUGGCCAUAGGGCAAAAUCAGGCUGCCAGUGGCCAGUCAACUGCAGAUAAAAAGGAUACUUGUACUUACACAGCAGCAGGACUUGGUUGUUCUGAGGAGGUGUUUAUGACCCUGUCUCGCCCCCCAGGGGUAUCUCCUCGUGACCCCCCUUUCAGGGUCAUCCUUCAGAGGUGCCGCUCUCUGCCCCUGCCCCAGGGCACACCUGCUGAGGUGGUGCCGGUGCGACAGGAACACACGCUUCCUCAGACAGGCGAGCCCUCAGACCAGACGGGUUCGGUCCGACUGCGGAAUGGGAAGGCCAGCGGCAGCGGUGUGAGACAAAGGAAGGCCCUGAGGCCUGGAUCAGAACCGCUGCAGGUCAACAGCUUGAUCAGCGGAGGUUCAAUCGUCAGCGCAGAGGCAGUAUGGGACCAUGUGACCAUGGCGGAUCGGGAGUUGGCUUUUAAGGCAGGGGACGUCAUCAAAGUCCUGGAUGCCUCCAACAAGGACUGGUGGUGGGGCCAAAUCGACGACGAGGAGGGCUGGUUCCCUGCCAGCUUUGUGAGGGUCGAACCCCACCCUCCUCAACCCCAAACAAAACAGGUUUUCUAUAUCAACCCUAUAGCAACUCCAAGGUUCCAAAGCACAACUGCAAAGCUCUGGGUCAACCAGGAGGAGACGGGCGGGGAGCCGGUGGAGGGUACCAGUGAGGUCCAGAACGGCCACCUGGACCUGGACUGCCUGACGCUGGGCACGCCCCUUCAGAACCGCGACCAGAUGCGGGCCAACGUGAUCAACGAGAUCAUGAGCACCGAGCGCCACUACAUCAAGCACCUCAAGGACAUCUGCGAGGGCUACUUGCGGCAGUGCCGGAAGCGGGUUGACAUGUUUAAUGACGACCAGCUGAGAGUCAUCUUUGGUAACAUCGAGGAGAUGUACAGAUUCCAGAUGGGCUUUGUGCGGGACCUGGAGAAGCAGUACAACACAGACGACCCCCACCUCAGUGAGAUCGGACCCUGCUUCCUGGAGCACCAAGACGGCUUCUGGAUCUACUCGGAGUACUGCAACAACCACCUGGACGCCUGCAUGGAGCUCUCCAAGCUGAUGAAGGACAGCCGCUACCAGCACUUCUUCGAGGCCUGCCGGCUCCUGCAGCAGAUGAUUGACAUCGCCAUUGACGGCUUCCUGCUCACGCCCGUACAGAAGAUCUGCAAGUACCCAUUGCAGCUGGCUGAGCUGCUCAAGUAUACCGCACAGGAGCACAGUGACUACCGUUACGUGGCGGCGGCGCUGGCUGUCAUGAGGAAUGUAACCCAGCAGAUUAACGAGCGCAAGAGGAGGCUGGAGAACAUUGACAAGAUUGCCCAGUGGCAGGCGUCUGUGCUGGACUGGGAGGGCGAUGACAUUCUGGACAGGAGCUCUGAGCUGAUCUACACCGGAGAGAUGUCCUGGAUCUACCAGCCCUACGGGCGGAGCCAGCAGAGAGUCUUCUUCCUGUUUGAUCACCAGCUGGUCAUGUGUAAAAAGGAUCUGAUACGGCGGGACGUCCUCUACUACAAGGGGCGCAUCGACAUGGACCGCUACGAGGUGGUGGACGCCGUCGACGGGCGUGACGACGACUUCAUCGUGAGCGUGAAGCACGCCUUCAAACUGCGCUGCAAGGACACGGAGGAGCUCCACAUCUUCAUGGCCAAGAAACUGGAGGAGAAGAUUCGGUGGCUCAGGGCUUUCCACGAGGAGCGCAAGAUGGUUCAAGAGGAUGAAAAAAUUGGUUUUGAAAUCUCUGACUAUCAGAAGCGGCAGGCGGCCAUGACUGUGCGAAAAGUGACUAAACAGAAAGCUGUGAGCCAAAACAGGUAUGUGGUCCCCAGUACUCCCUCCCCACAGGACCCCUUGCCUCAAGGACAGUUCAUGCUCUCAGACAACUUGGCACAAUCAGAGGUAUUUGAGUUCCAGCAAGCCAGAAGGAACCAGACGCCAUUCUGGCAAAAUCUCAGUAGGUUAGCACCCUUCAAAAAAUAGCAAAAAGAGAAAAAAAAGAGAAUAAGAUCCACAAAGGAACUAUUUUAGAUGGACCACUAUUUUUUCCCGUUUUUCCGAGAGGCACUGUUGUACAUCAGAUGCUAUUUUUUUUUCUUCUGUGUGACUGAUGAAGAAAAAAAAAACUGAAAGAAUGGAUGAUGGAUGUGCUGUGUUUGUAAAAGACUGUCAAAUACAUCCAGCUGACACACAGACACACGCGUGAACUACUGGACCACUGUAACUCACAUCAUGGCUUCAACAAUAGCCACAACUCACAUAUGCUGAAUAUCCACUGGAAUCUGUGAGCUUACCCCUCACCCUGCCAUUUUAUGUGAAUGUGUUGUAAUUAUUAUUACUAUUGUUGUUAUUAUUAUUUAUCAUGUUAUCCUGCUUUUUGGCUCUACUGAGGGAAUGUGGAAGUAAUUAUCAAUCAUCUCUGACAAAUAAAUACGCACACCACACACAUGCACGCACGUACAAAUACCAAAUGCUACACAUUCUUCACGGAUAAGUCAAGAGCCCCAACCCAAGAACAUCAUUUCCACUCCUCCACUAAGGGGAAUCUGGAGAGUGCCCCCCCCCUGGAAGAUAACAGGCAGACAGCAUCUUUUCAUCUUUUCCUGCUUCCUCACAAGUGAUGUGCUCAGCAUUUGUAUUGUUUUGUUUAUUUGUUUGUUUGUUGGUUUUGUUUGCUUUCAUUUGUGAGACAGUGAUGGGCUACCUGGUCAGAGUUUUUUUGUUGUUGUUGUUGCUGGUUUGCUCUGUUCUGUCACUGUAAAAUUCCCCAUGUUUGGUGUGUGUUCAUUUCUGCAUGCUGGUGGGUCCUCAUUUGAGGAGUAUGGCUCGUGGGCUGUGCUAUCCAUGGAUCAGGGAACAACUCAAUUGCUAGGAAACACACACACACACACACACACACACACACACACAUACACAUACACACAUAUACAUACUGACACACUGUACCAAAUGCUCUUUACAGGGUAUUUUCUUUAAAGCAAGAGUGACUUUUGUAAACUUUCAUGAAGUAUAACCGCUGAAGCCGAUCUUUCUUUUGUUCUCCCUGGUUUGGGCUCAGUAACGUAUACACAAGCGUCCAGCGUUUCCAAGGCGAGGUCUGAACUACUGAUCCUACAAGACAUUUUGCUCGGUCCACACAAUGUUGUUGUAAUAUUCUCUGGAUGGCUCCUGACAGUAUUCUUGAUGGCGUUGGUGUUGACCGUUCCGUAUGGUUAAACUCUACGAUAAAGUCCUUGUAAAUUCACAGAAACUUACCUUAAGAAAAGGAAUUUCCAGAGAGUACUUUAAAACAACAUAAGCUGGAAGAAGAAGAAGAAGAAAAGGUUAAGAUAUAUGAAUAUAUAUUUCUAUUAUUGGAUCACUAAAGUUUAAUAAGCACAGCCAGAGAGACAACUUUGAAUCUUUGUAUUUAAGUUUUUUGUUUGUUUGUUUGUUCAUUUGGAACAUUACAUAGUAUCUGCGCUAGAGCCUAUUUAACAUGAUAAUUUACAGAUAAAUAAAUGAUCAGUAUAUACAAACCUA
Messenger RNA from Clupea harengus (Atlantic herring), 6777 nucleotides. It is a transcript of the gene arhgef9b, whose product is annotated as Cdc42 guanine nucleotide exchange factor 9b. Gene Ontology annotation, molecular function: guanyl-nucleotide exchange factor activity; protein binding. The record is from RefSeq and is a predicted model, not a curated record. NCBI's taxonomy places the organism in Eukaryota, Metazoa, Chordata, Actinopteri, Clupeiformes, Clupeidae.